CUGGUGAAGGAAGGCCCACUUAUAUCCAAAUGGAUCAAUGACCCAAAUACCAAUUAACCUAAAAAUGGAACCCUAAUCGCGCUCUGUGUCAUCUCAACUGCUAACCGGUCUUAACUCGGAAGCUCCAGCCUUCCGCAGUCCAUCAGCAGCCAAAAACUUGCAGAACGAAGACAUGUUGGAAAAGGAAACAAACCCAGUUUUCAAUAAGUCAACUGGCUUACCUCGAAAGCGUUUCUAUCGAGCUCGAGCUCACAGCAACCCGCUAAGUGAUUCUCACUUCCCUGUUCCAGUUUCCCCUUCUCAUGUUGAUUAUUCCCUUCACUAUCCUCAGUUCUUUGCGUUGCCUGAUCAAAUGAAUGAUUCAAAAAGGAUCCAGUUUGCAGAUAUUGGUUGUGGUUUUGGAGGACUUCUAAUUAGUCUUUCAACCCUUUUCCCCGAAACUUUGAUGAUCGGAAUGGAACUGAGGGAUAAAGUGUCAGAGUAUGUCAAAGAACGAAUUUCUGCGUUGAGGGUGUCAAAUCCAGGUCAAUACCAAAAUAUCUCAGUGGUUCGAACUAACUCUAUGAAAUACAUCCCAAAUUACUUUGAGAAAGGGCAACUUAUGAAGAUGUUUUUCUUGUUCCCUGAUCCUCACUUUAAGGAGAAGAAUCAUCGUCGCAGAGUGAUCAGUCCACAUUUGUUAGAUGAGUAUGCUUAUGUUCUUGGCAUUGGUGGGAUUAUAUACACAAUUACAGAUGUGGAGGAGCUUGGAGACUGGAUGAAGUCAUGUUUAGAAAGUCACCCAAUGUUUGAACCACUUACAGAUGAAGAGCUUGACGCAGAUCCAGUGGUAAAGCUCUUGAGUUCUGCAACCGAGGAAGGGCAAAAGGUUGCUCGGAAUGGAGGACAGACCUUCCAAGCAGUUUUUAGACGCAUCCUACCAACUGAAUGAUACAAUGAAGAUGAUAAAAUGAUAUCAUGUUCAGUUAUUCAAGAUGUUUAGCUUGGUUAAGUCAUUCAAGACGUUUAGCAUGGUUAAGUAUUGGAAUUGUAGUUGGUUACUCAGUUUAUCAUCAUCGGUUCUCUUCUUCUUGAUCGUUUGCUUUUUGAAAGUGUUUGAUUGGUCGAGUGGCCAUGAAUUUUUGCUUUGUGUCAUGGAAACACAACAGAGAUUACACUCCAUUUUUUUUUAUCUCA
Molecule: messenger RNA, 1176 nt
Organism: Mangifera indica (mango)
Lineage: Eukaryota; Viridiplantae; Streptophyta; Magnoliopsida; Sapindales; Anacardiaceae
Product: tRNA (guanine-N(7)-)-methyltransferase
Exons: 2
Coding region: 173-931 (252 amino acids)
Biological process (GO): RNA (guanine-N7)-methylation; tRNA methylation
Cellular component (GO): tRNA methyltransferase complex
Molecular function (GO): tRNA (guanine(46)-N7)-methyltransferase activity
Source: RefSeq, a predicted model, not a curated record